This is a messenger RNA of Calliphora vicina (urban bluebottle blowfly), 1669 nucleotides long. RefSeq names its product serine protease 53-like. The record is from RefSeq and is a predicted model, not a curated record. Bases 16 to 1620 code for a protein of 534 amino acids. Gene Ontology annotation, biological process: proteolysis. The transcript has 2 exons. Gene Ontology annotation, molecular function: serine-type endopeptidase activity. Lineage: Eukaryota; Metazoa; Arthropoda; Insecta; Diptera; Calliphoridae.
CAACGUCUUGGAAACAUGUUGAAAUAUUUCGCAUUAACUUUAGUUUUGUUAGCAACGGCUUUGGCGGCUUCCUUGCCAGCUUCGUACGAUGAGCCAGAACUGUUUAAAAAUGAUCAUAGAAUUGUGGGUGGACAUGAAGUCAAUAUUGCCAAACAUCCUCAUCAAAUUUCGAUGAGACGUAAAAGUUCGGCAGCUAAGGCUUAUUCCCACACUUGUGGCGGCAGCAUUUACAAGGCUAAUGUUAUUGUCACAGCUGCCCAUUGUAUUUACAAUCGUAAGGCUGAAAGUUUCAUAAUCGUGGCUGGUACAAAUAAUCGCAAUGGCGCUGAUGGUGCUGUAUCACGUGUUAGCAAAAUUAUCAUGCAUGAAAAUUACAAUUCAUCUAUAACCAACAAUGAUGUGGCUUUAAUGAUCCUAUCAACGCCCUUGCCUUUAAAUGGAGUCACAAUUGCUCCCAUUACUUUGGCAUCGGAAGCCCCAAGACAUGGUGCUAAGGCUGUUAUAACUGGUUGGGGUACUACCGCAGCUGGCGGUUCUUUGUCCAAUAAGUUAUUGGAAGUUCAGGUGCCAAUUGUCAGUAAUGAUCGCUGUGAUGCCUUAUAUGCUGCAUUUUACGGACCUGGUCGUAUAACUGAUAGUAUGAUUUGUGCUGGUAUUCAGGGAGUCGGUGGCAAAGACGCUUGCCAAGGUGAUUCUGGUGGCCCUCUUUUGGUUAAUCAUCAGUUGGCUGGUGUGGUUUCCUGGGGCCGUGGUUGUGCUCUACCCAAUUAUCCUGGUGUUUAUACUAAUGUUGCUGCUUUUAAGAAUUGGAUCGAAACCAAAUGGUUGAAUAUGUUCAGAAUUGUAAUUUUUACGGCUCUAUUAGUAGCCAUUGUCGAGAGCGCUUCGGUGAGAAGUGAUCCAGGUCGCAUUAUUGGAGGUCGCGAUGUUAGCAUUUCCAAGCAUCCAUAUCAAGUGUCUAUACGACGUAAAACAUGUGAAUCCUGUGCUUUCUUGCAUGCUUGUGGUGGCAUUAUUUACAGUCAACAGGCGAUCUUAACAGCGGCCCAUUGUGUUUAUAAACGCCAAGAAAACUCAUUCGUUGUAAUAGCUGGUACCGAUAAUCGUUCCGGUGCAGAUGGAUUUAUAGCACGUGUUAAUAAAAUCGUGAUUCAUGAAAAUUACAAUCCAGCUUUAAGUGAAAAUGAUAUUGCUUUAAUUAUUUUGGACUCAGCAUUGCCAUUAAAUGGCAUCAGUACCCGGGCAGUAAGUUUGGCAUCUGAAGAACCUAACAACGAUUCUGUAGCAGUUGUUAGUGGUUGGGGUGCUACCACCGAGGGUGGUGCUAAUGCAUUUAAAUUGCAAGAAGUUGAGGUGAAAAUAAUUGAUCGCGUUAAGUGUGAUGCAAGUUAUGGUUAUGAUCGUAUUGGCCAAGAUAUGUUAUGUGCUGGUAGUGAUGCCGGCGGAAAGGAUGCCUGCCAGUAUGAUUCUGGUGGUCCAUUGAUGACCAACAACAAAUUGGUGGGUAUUGUGUCUUGGGCUAUUGGCUGUGCUAGACCAGAAUAUCCGGGAGUUUAUACAAAUGUAGUUUAUUUUAAAAAUUGGAUUGAAAAUAAAGCAAAAAGUUAUAAUCUUCAAUAGAAUGAAUGAUAAAUAAAGAUUUUUGACUGAUUUGUACUCAUAUAAAUAA